CCAUGGGAGGAAGCAAGCGUUCUGGGGAUUUGCUGGGUCUGGAGCGCAUCACUCCUCUGGAAAAGAGAUUGCGUGUAUGUAAUGAAGGGGAAAAUCCAACGGAACAAUCUUCUGAUCGUCUGUCAGUCUUGAGCAGGGUCAAAGAAUUUUUACCUUUGAUAGACACGGCAAAUCGCAAGCUUUCUUCGGAUGAUCAGGAGAAAGGCUCAGCGAAACUAGACAUAGAGCACUUGACAAAUGGAGAAGAAGCUCCUCACAUUCGAAUGGACCUGGCACUCGGAGUCACGGAACUUUACACGCCGGAAGCCAUUUUAGCAGCACAGCAAGCAGUGGGCGGCCGCGUCCAAGAUCAACCGGAGCUUCUAAGCGACUCAAGUGAUUCCGCCGAGCAAGACACUGGAGAAGAAGAAUCCGAAGAAGAAGAAGGACCAGAAGAAGUAGAAGAACAAGAAGAAGAGGAGGAAGACGAAGAAGAGGAAGAAGAAGAAGAAGAAGAAGGAAAACGAGACGAUGAAGGAGAAGAUGAAGAAGAAAAUCAAUGAAGACCUCAACAAGAACUGACGAGUCUUCAAGCAAACAUACGUGAUCUAUUCACAAGGAAUGUUUUUACAGAGAAGAUUUGAGAUGGCCACCUUUGAUCCUCCA
This is a messenger RNA of Selaginella moellendorffii, 645 nucleotides long. RefSeq names its product RNA-directed DNA methylation 4. NCBI's taxonomy places the organism in Eukaryota, Viridiplantae, Streptophyta, Lycopodiopsida, Selaginellales, Selaginellaceae. Gene Ontology annotation, biological process: box C/D snoRNP assembly. The transcript has 5 exons. Gene Ontology annotation, molecular function: box C/D methylation guide snoRNP complex binding. The record is from RefSeq and is a predicted model, not a curated record. Bases 3 to 542 code for a protein of 179 amino acids.